Messenger RNA from Colossoma macropomum (tambaqui), 770 nucleotides. RefSeq names its product trafficking regulator of GLUT4 1-like. The record is from RefSeq and is a predicted model, not a curated record. The transcript is spliced from 2 exons. Bases 89 to 577 code for a protein of 162 amino acids. Lineage: Eukaryota; Metazoa; Chordata; Actinopteri; Characiformes; Serrasalmidae. Gene Ontology annotation, cellular component: membrane.
CAGAAAAGAAUUCAACCAGUCUCUGUCACAGAGAAACAAAGUCAAUAUAUACAGGGUACUUACAACCAAACUGAAGAGCGGAAUUAACAUGGACCCCAAAAAGCUACCAAGUGCCCCUCCUGCUGACUGGAAUCCAGGAGAGAAACCAUACAUGGAUCAGCCUCCACCAUACCAGGACUGCAGGGCUGGUUACGAUCCACCUCCAGGCUACCCCAACCAGCCUGUCUUCCCUCAAGACCUGCCUUAUGGAGCUCCUUACGGUCAGCAAUAUGAGGGUCACGUCCAGCCUUUAUUUGUAGGCCAGCAAAUUGUCACUGUGCAGCCUACAGUCUUUGUCACCGCUGGUGCCAAACGUGAGCAGGAUUACUUGUGUUACUCCAUCUUCACCAUGCUGUGCUGCUGCUUACCACUGGGCAUCGCUGCUCUGGUCUUCUCUAUAAAGACUCGAGAUGCCAACCUGAGAGGCGACAACCAACGGGCCAAGAAAAACUCGCAGACAGCUUGCAUGCUGAACAGCGCUGCAGUGGCGAUUGGGAUUGUUGUGUUCGUUGUGAAUUGUCUAAGACUGAUAUACUGAAUGCAGCAUAUAUGAAAUUAAUUUCUUUUUUCCUUUUUUUUGAAUAUGUCAGCUCUGAAAUGAAUCAGAUGUUAUUUAAGUGAAUUAAUAACAUUUGAUGAAUAUUUGCAAUAUAAUUAAGUUUUUAUACUGUGCAUAUGUGAUGGCUGGCAACAUAUUUCUUGUGAAAUGUAAAAAAAUAUAUGUUAAAUAA